AUGAGGGUCCAGCCCCAAAAGAACACCGAUCAACACAUAUGGGCAGUAUACUCCUCGCCCUCAUGUUGGUGGACAGCUCGUGACCUUGGUCCUGAACUCGGGGGCGUUGAACAGCUGAAUGAUGCCAUAGAGAAUGAAGACUUGUGCAAGCUACAUACAAAGCUUCAAGGCCUCGCGGACCCUGGUCCCUCAUGCCCUCCAGAUGAGGAUAGUUCAGACAGUUCCGAUUCGGAAGAUUCCGAGGUCGAAGUUACGACGAAGAACUUCAAGGAACUCACCACUCUCGUCCAAAUCGCCCACAAGACUAUGACUUUCACUGAGUAUGAAGGGAGUCAGAAAGCCCAAGGAAAGAAGCUUGCACUGCGCAACGAUAUCGGUCCCUGGAUGGGUGAGGUUGUCCGAAGCGCAAACUUUGUGACAGUGACACCGGCUACGGCAGGUACCCAACCCUACAAAAGCUUCAAUGCCUCGCAUGCCCAGGCGGCCUUGUUCGAUGACGCGGCGGCCAUGCAUCGGAAGGACGGACUCAUGGUGUAUGGAAACUCUAUGCGACCCAUCUUCGCUGUCGGAGACGAGAAGCAACCCCCACCAACACUUCUAACCAUGGGAGAAAUGUAUCCGGACGGUACCGCAGUCAACCGCUUCGGAUAG
Fusarium mangiferae is the source of this 651-nucleotide messenger RNA. RefSeq lists its product as uncharacterized. Bases 1 to 651 code for a protein of 216 amino acids. NCBI's taxonomy places the organism in Eukaryota, Fungi, Ascomycota, Sordariomycetes, Hypocreales, Nectriaceae. The record is from RefSeq and is a predicted model, not a curated record. The transcript has a single exon.